GUCGAAAUUGUAAACAAUGAAAGAAAUUACCAAGUUCAGAUUGAAACGUUAUACAUUGCCUGAAAAGACAAAGCCGUAUGCUAUGUACAAGGAUCUCACGAAAAGAGAGGUCGGCUACCUUAUGUGUUACUUCCUAGGACUACGCGAAGACGUAACACUUGCAUUCAUAUAUGCUAUGUCUCAUUUUACACAAUUUGCUGGGCAAGGUGAUGUGUUACGAAAGAAGGGGGGUAGAUAUGUCUAUGGUCAUCUGGUGGUGUCAACCAGCCCUCAGAUGGUAAAAUGUAGGCAUGCAGCAGGAAGCAAAAGACGUUGAAGUGAAGAAGAAACAGAGAACAAGGAAAACGAAAAAGAAAAGGACUGUGGACGAACGACAAGCAUAAGCUACAUGCACUUCAAAGCAAUUAAUCAGGCACUACAUGAGUGCUUCAAGCAUCAGCUAAAGGCACCAAAAAAAAGGUUCACUAGGGCAGGUUCACCAGCUGGAAUCCAUAAAAUACCGUUUACACUGAAUGCAAAAUACAGAAUGCACCAUACAAUGUCAAUAACUAAAUCAAUAAAACCACUGGAAAGUAUAUACAGCAUACUAUUUCUAGCUACAAUUUCUUAAACCUAGAUGGAAAUCAUAAAAACAGAGUUGCAGGUACCUGUACAUAAGACAUUCUCAAAUUAGUGGUUUUCUAAAGGAGUUCAUCUAUAUCAGCAGAUCUGUU
This is a messenger RNA of Acanthoscelides obtectus, 713 nucleotides long. Lineage: Eukaryota; Metazoa; Arthropoda; Insecta; Coleoptera; Chrysomelidae. The record is from the annotation of a GenBank genome assembly.